AUGCCAUCUUGAGCCCAACGAUAGCUUCUUCUGCCGCCGUUCCGGUAAUUUAUCCACAGACCGGUUGUGAUCUCUCCUCCACCAUCGUAUCACACGUUCUGUCGUAGCAUCGAUUCAUUCUUCAACCGCGGAGCUGCCGCAACUAUUCCUUUUUCAACCGCAUUGAUUCCUUCUUCAACCGCCGGCGGAGAUUGGGGUUACUUCGGAACUCCCCGGAGGGUUCCAACCCCUGUUCUAGCCGCUUCCUCGUCUCCACGCCAGUCAAGGUCGGCCGUUAUGAAGAACCGAUUUCUGUAUCGACGGAUGGGGUUACUGUGAUCGUUGAGUUCCUUCUUCAAUUCCAGCUUCAGGUUCAGAAGCCGCCAAGACUCCUGUCCUUUCUACCUAGGUGUUCCUUCUCCAAUUCCAGGUCAACAAAGAUCCUCUUUGUGAAGCUCAACGACUGCGUCAAGACUGGCCACGUCAAGAAGGGAUCUGUUACUCAGUUGAUUGAUUACACGCGGGAAUCGCAGAUGAGUUUCUCAUCCAUUGGAAGUUAACUGUUCAUUUUCCUGGUUGUUGCUCGUUCGAUAUCCUUUUUGCUAGCUUUUCUUGAUUGUGAAAGAAAUUUGUUCGGAGUGUUGAACUAUCUGAUUUGUUUUGGUUUGCAUCUUAGCUUUGCGGAAGCAAUUAUGGAUGACAACUGUUUGUAAAUCAUUCAAUUAUUAUGAGGUUGUUCAAAUGGAUUUCUCUGUAGGUUUGAUGCUGAGGCUGAGUUUGUUUUAGGGCGAUGACAAGUUAAGACCAACUUAUUUUUUUGGUCUUCAGUUGUCAUUUUCCAUCCCCCCAUCUUCCAUUGACUAGUUAUUAAUGUCUUCGACAGGCACGUUGUCAACAGGUUUCAAGAAGAACAAACUUCCCAAGAAGCAGCAGCUGUAGAGGAAGGAGAAGGAGGGUGACCGAUUCAGAACUUCAGGAGAACCAGCUUGGUAUCGACAAGAGAGUAUUACAGUAAGGAUGGUAAAGAUUAAAGAACUUCCAACUUCAAAAGGUAUGCACAUCACUCACAUUAGCAGGGUCUUUCUUUUUUCCUUGGGUUGGUUAAGGAGCGCUUUAGCUUUGAUAUUUUAUGGUUAAUGACAGAGGUCUACUUAUGUACUAUUGAAGACCCACAAAGAGGAAAAGAAAGAACCAAAAAGACGGGCGGAGCCAGUGCAGUGGCCGGGGGGCCAUGGCCCCCCCGAGAAUUUCAGGGAUACGAAUAAUAUAAUGUAGUGGUAUGAGAAAGACACAAAUCUUGUUAUAGUCUAGUGGUGGAAGCUGUCAUCUGCAUUCAGGGAGUCAGCAGUUCAAGUUCUAUGGCCGACUAUGUUUUAAUAAUUGAUGUUUUCUACCUUUUGUACACAUUUCACUACAUAUAAUUUCAGUUUUCCACUUUAGUUCCA
Molecule: messenger RNA, 1424 nt
Organism: Linum tenue
Lineage: Eukaryota; Viridiplantae; Streptophyta; Magnoliopsida; Malpighiales; Linaceae
Source: the annotation of a GenBank genome assembly